Blepharisma stoltei is the source of this 705-nucleotide messenger RNA. NCBI's taxonomy places the organism in Eukaryota, Ciliophora, Heterotrichea, Heterotrichida, Blepharismidae. The record is from the annotation of a GenBank genome assembly.
AUGCCAUUUGCUCGGAUUCCAAACAUUUUAGUUUGCGACAACCGGUUUUGGUGGGCAAUGCUUUUUCUUAACCAGCUUUCGAUAUGCAUCUCUAUGGUCGGCUGCCUAUUAUUAAACGAAUGGGUUGAACUCGGCCCUAGUGGCUUGAUGAAAGGAUCUCUUUUCAAAAUUAAUGGAACCUCUGGGAGCACAGAUGUCAAUAAAUAUUGGCACGACUACUGGAAAGAUAACUGUGACAACGACCAAUGGCGAGAUUUCGGAAUUUGCAAAGUAAUCGAUAGUUUAUAUGCUGGAAGCAUUUAUAUGAGUGUAGGAGAAGUCCUAGCAAUUUUAUGUCUGCUUCUCUGGACUUAUUCCUUUUUUCAAUGGAUUUAUAUAGGGAAAGGAAGAGCAAAGAGUCUGCAUAGGCCAUAUAUGCAAGCAAUCGCAAUGAUAGGUUUUCAUUAUGCAGGAACAAUAAUAUGGAUUACUGAAGCAAAAGUCAAAUAUAGCGGGAGCUGUGAUUGGGAUGGGACUUUUUCACAAGUCCCUGAUCUAUGCGCAAAGAAAGAAGCUGAAGUAGCUUUAGCUUUGAUGAUUGUAAUGCCUCUUGUUGUUGUGGUGUUUAUUGUUAUUUUUCAAGCAGGAUAUAAAGAGCUGGUGGAAGCUAGAAAUCAAGCUGAAAUAAAUGAGUCUUUAGCGAGUGAUUUCUUUUCAACGGAAUAA